AUGCCUGCCUUCCAAACCGGACAGCGAGUCAGCUACAAGCCCGUGGGCGGACGCGAGUCUCACACCAGCGAAAGCGUUGGAGUCAUUCGUGACGUGAGCACCCAUGACACGACCAUGACGGGUCGCAGGGUUGAGGCUUCGCCCGGUGAGCCUCGCUACGAGGUGUGUCCCCCCUCUUUUCCAUCGCCACAUGUCCAUGAGAUCCAGUUUCUCGUCGACAGGGAGACGAUUUUGGAUUAG
Molecule: messenger RNA, 240 nt
Organism: Penicillium diatomitis
Lineage: Eukaryota; Fungi; Ascomycota; Eurotiomycetes; Eurotiales; Aspergillaceae
Product: hypervirulence associated TUDOR domain-containing protein
Exons: 2
Coding region: 1-240 (79 amino acids)
Source: RefSeq, a predicted model, not a curated record